UGCAAAUAUUCAAAACAACUUUAGUUUCCCCCUUAGUCAAAUACUAUUAGGAUGUCAGCCGCUCGUCGCAUUUAUAAAGUUCUCGUCUCCCAUCCAGAAGUUCCCACACCCGUUCUCGAGUAUUUACGUCAACGCGGUUGUGAGACAAUCGUUUGUCAAAAUGUUCCCCCGGUACGUUCGGAUAUUUUACAAAAAUUACCCGGUGUAGAUGCCAUCUUUUGGGCACAUUAUCAACCUCUCAAUUCGGAAAUAUUAGAUGCUGCCGGUUCACAGCUAAAAGCGGUAUCAACAAUGUCAUCUGGCAUUGAUUAUGUUGAUGUGCCCGAGUUUAAAAGACGUCAAAUGCCAUUGGGUCAUACGCCAGGUAUAGUGAAAAAUUCCGUGGCAGAUUUAGCAAUUGGUCUGAUGAUAUCAGCUGGAAGAUUUUUCCAUGCGGGAAGACAAGAAAUUGAUAAUUCUUUGUGGAAAACUGAACGCAUCAAUUGGUUGAUGGGACAAGAAAUACGUGACUCUACUAUUGGUUUCUUAGGUUUCGGUGGUAUUGGCCAGGCCAUAGCCAAACGUCUACAGUGUUGGGACACUAGGAAAAUUAUCUAUCACACACGUACACCCAAAGCAAAUGAUAAAGAAUUAAACGCACAUCAUGUGACCUUUGAAGAACUUUUAAAGGAAAGUGAUUUUCUAGUAGUGGCAUGUCCUUUAACACCAGAAACCAAGGGGAAGUUUAAUGCAGAAGCUUUCGGACAAAUGAAGAAAAACUGUGUUUUUGUUAAUGUGGGCCGAGGAGGUAUUGUGGACCAAGCUGCUUUAUAUAAUGCUUUAAAAUCGGGGCAAAUAUUUUCAGCCGGUUUGGAUGUCAUGACACCAGAACCCUUGCCAGCCACAGAUCCUUUACUAACACUUCCUAAUUGCGUCAUCAUACCUCACUUGGGAACUCAAACAAUAAAGACUACCACCGAAAUGGGAAUGGUUGCCGCCAAUAACAUUUUAAAUGCCUUGGAAGGCAAACCCAUGAUUUCGCCAGCGUAUUAAAAUAAAACCAUAUUUUUAUCGUUAUGUAUUUAAUAAAGUAUCGUAAAGAAA
Molecule: messenger RNA, 1083 nt
Organism: Lucilia sericata (common green bottle fly)
Lineage: Eukaryota; Metazoa; Arthropoda; Insecta; Diptera; Calliphoridae
Product: glyoxylate reductase/hydroxypyruvate reductase
Exons: 4
Coding region: 52-1032 (326 amino acids)
Cellular component (GO): cytosol
Molecular function (GO): hydroxypyruvate reductase (NADH) activity; NAD binding; hydroxypyruvate reductase [NAD(P)H] activity
Source: RefSeq, a predicted model, not a curated record